Molecule: messenger RNA, 7332 nt
Organism: Dunckerocampus dactyliophorus (ringed pipefish)
Lineage: Eukaryota; Metazoa; Chordata; Actinopteri; Syngnathiformes; Syngnathidae
Gene: nrxn1a
Product: neurexin 1a
Exons: 26
Coding region: 822-5303 (1493 amino acids)
Source: RefSeq, a predicted model, not a curated record
GCUCGCUCACUUGCCGGUCACGUGACGAACCCUCUUGUCGAGUCUCGGGGAGGAGAACAGGCGACUGCACCUUUUUCCUCCUCUUCCCGGGAGAGAACACCUUGUAGGUGAUCCUGGAUCCUUCUUUUUGUGGACCGUGUUCUCUACCGAACUGUACCGACCCACUAGCAGGCUGCUCUCAGUCUUACCUCAGUCAGCUCUGAGGACUCACCUUCGGCGGGAAGGAAGGAGGAGGAGGGAUCGAUGAGUCUCGAGCCGCCGCGGCACCACAGGAUGCUGGUGAGGUGGCUGGAGAGUGAUGACAAGGCACAGAGACACACACACACACACCAUACUUAAAAUCUUGCCCCCGCUAAGUAAGACAGGGAGGAGGGGAAGGGAGAGAGUCCUGCAAUGACGAUGUCAUUUCUCUCUAUUAGCAGUGUGUGAGCCAUACACACACUCACACACACUAAGCUCAGUGGGGAGCUUUCCUGCAUGGGUGGAGAAGGCCCUAUCUGGGCCACAAAGAUGGAGUUCACGUCCGUUUGGGCACACAUGUAACGCAAGGUAGAUGCGCUCACCUGGCGUCUCAUGUGGUAGGAAUGAACAACUGAGAGGAGGAAAAGACGUCAGAGACAGAAGAUGAAAAAAGGAUCGUGCUGAAAGGGCGACAGGAGUUUAGAGCCUCACCUUGUUAGGGAAGCAGGGUGCACCUGAGACAUCUUUCCUCCAAAGUGCCCUCACAAUGAGCGCGAGGCUAGAGCAAGCUGCCCAGCUCUAGCCUCUACCCCCCCUUUUCCACCAGUGUGUGUGUGUGAGUGUGUGCGGCGAGCGUGUGCAUGAGUGUGAUGGCGAUGUGUGUCUGGGCGGCGGCCCCACUGCUCUUCCUGGGCCUGUGCCUGUGCAGCGUGGGGGGCCAGGCCCAAGGUGAGGUCCUGGAGUUUGGAGGUGUGUCCAGCCAGUGGGGUCGCUUCCCAGUGUGGAACGCCUGCUGCGAGAGUGUGCUGAGCUUCAGCCUGCGGACUCACAGCCAGGAGGGCCUGCUGCUCUACCUGGACGACGAGGGCUUCUGCGACUUCCUGGAGCUGCUGCUCCUGCGCGGCCACCUGCGCCUGCGCUUUUCCAUCUUCUGCGCAGAGCCCGCCGAGCUGCAGUCGGGCGUGGCGGUGAGUGACGGGCGCUGGCACGCCGUGCGUGUCAAGCGGGACUGGAAAAACACCUCGCUGGAGGUGGACGGGCGGCUCGAGGGAUGGGCGGAGGUGAAGAGCAAGAGAAGAGACAUGACGGUGUUCAGCCACACCUACAUGGGCGGAGUGACGCCGGAGCUCCACUCGUCGCCCCUGCGCCUCACCUCACCGUCAGUGCGGGAACACCCCGCCUUCCGUGGCUGGAUCACGGCGGUGAGCAUCAAUGGCUCGCUAGUGGCGCUGGACAGUUCCGAGGGCGUCACGGUAACAGCCGGCUGCGGACCGGACCACCAGUGCCAGAAUGGAGGGGUGUGCAGCUUGGUCAACGACCGGGCCGUCUGCGACUGCUCUGACACCGGUUACCAAGGCAACGACUGCAGUGAAGAGCACACCUACACACCAGGUCUGGCACACCUGAUGAUUGGCGACCAAGCGCGCGAGGAGUACGUCGCCACCUUCAAGGGCUCCGAGUACUUCUGCUACGACCUGUCGCCCAACCCCAUCCAGUCCAGCAGUGACGAGAUCACGCUGUCCUUCAAGACACUGCAGCGCAAUGGCCUGAUGCUGCACACAGGCAAGUCGGCCGACUACGUCAACUUGGCGCUGAAGAACGGCGCCGUGUCACUCGUCAUCAACCUCGGCUCCGGGGCCUUCGAGGCCCUGGUGGAGCCCGUCAAUGGCAAGUUCAACGACAACGCCUGGCACGACGUCAAGGUCACCCGCAACCUGAGACAGCACUCAGGCAUUGGACACGCUAUGGUGACCAUCUCUGUGGACGGCAUCCUGACCACCACGGGCUACACACAGGAGGACUACACCAUGCUGGGCUCUGACGACUUCUUCUACGUGGGAGGGAGCCCCAGCACAGCUGACCUUCCGGGGUCCCCAGUCAGCAACAACUUCAUGGGCUGUUUGAAAGAGGUGGUGUACAAGAAUAAUGAUGUGCGGCUGGAGCUGUCGAGACUCGCUAAACAGGGAGACCCCAAGAUGAAGGUUAGUGGCGUGGUGUCCUUUAAGUGCGAGAGUGUUGCCACGCUGGAUCCUGUGACAUUUGACACACCGGAGUCUUUCGUGGCGCUCAGCAAGUGGACAGCGAAGAAGGCCGGGUCCAUCUCCUUUGACUUCAGGACCACCGAGCCCAACGGCUUGAUGUUGUUCAGCCACGGGAAGCCCAGACAGAUGCAGCGCAAGGAUCCCCGUACACCGCCUACCGUCAAGGUGGACUUCUUUGCCAUUGAGAUGCUGGACGGCCACUUGUACCUGCUGCUGGACAUGGGCUCAGGGACCACCAAGACCAAGGCCAUAGACAAGAAGGUCAAUGAUGGAGAAUGGUAUCACGUGGACUUUCAGAGGGACGGACGCUCAGGGACCAUCUCAGUGAACAGCGUGCGAACAGCAUACACAGCGCCAGGUGACAGCGAGAUUCUGGACCUGGACGAGACGCUUUACCUCGGUGGACUUCCUGAGGACCGUGCCGGACUCAUCUUCCCUACAGAGGUGUGGACGGCACUGUUGAACUAUGGCUACGUGGGCUGCAUCCGGGACCUGUUCGUGGACGGCCAGAGCAAAGACAUCCGGCGACUGGCCGAGGCCCAGAGGGCGGUGGGGGUGAAGCCAUCAUGCUCCAGGGAGCCCCCUAAGCAGUGCCUUUCCAACCCCUGCCAGCACAACGGCAUCUGCAGGGAGGGCUGGAACCGCUACGUAUGCGACUGCUCGGGAACUGGAUACCUGGGACGUUCCUGCGAGAGAGACGCGACCAUCUUAUCGUAUGACGGCAGCAAAUUCAUGAAGGUGCAGCUGCCCAUGGCCAUGCACACGGAGGCGGAGGACGUCUCGCUGCGCUUUCGCUCCCAGCGGGCCUAUGGCGUUCUCAUGGCAACCACAUCCCGCAACUCAGCGGACACCCUCCGCCUGGAGCUGGACGGGGGCCGAGUUCGGCUCACAGUCAACCUAGACUGUAUCAGGAUAAACUGUACAGCCAGUAAAGGCCCAGAGACUAUCUUUGCGGGGGCGGGUCUCAAUGAUAAUGAGUGGCACACAGUGAGGGUAGUCCGGCGUGGCAAGAGCCUCAAGCUCACCGUGGACGACCUGCAGCCUGUUGAAGGUCAAAUGGCGGGCGACCACACGCAGCUGGAGUUCCACAAUGUGGAGACGGGCAUCGUGACGGAGAAGCGCUUCAUGCCGGCCGUGCCCUCCAACUUCAUCGGGCACUUGCAGGGCCUGGGGCUGAACGGCAUGCCCUACAUUGACCUGUGCAAAAACGGCGACAUCGACUACUGCGAGCUCAAUGCCGUCAUCGGCUACAAGAGCAUCGUGGCCGACCCCGUCACCUUCCGCUCGCGCUCCAGCUUUGUCACCCUGCCCACGCUGCAGGCGUACUACUCCAUGCACCUCUUCAUGCAGUUCAAGACCACCUCUCCAGAUGGUCUCAUCCUCUUCAACAGAGGGGACGGCAAUGACUUCAUCGUGGUUGAGCUGGUGAAAGGCUACCUUCACUACAUCUCUGAUCUGGGGAAUGGAGCCCACCUGAUCAAGGGCAACUCCAACAGUCCCUUAAAUGACAAUCAUUGGCACAACGUGCACAUUUCCAGAGACACCAACAACCUUCAUACGGUCAAGAUCGACACCAAAGUCACCACACAGACAACCUUGGGUGCAAAGAAUCUUGACUUGAAGGGUGACCUGUACAUUGGGGGCGUGUCCAAAGAGAUGUACAGAGACCUUCCGAAGCUGGUCCACUCCCGGGAGGGAUUCCAGGGUUGCUUAGCAACAGUGGAUCUCAACGGCCGGCUCCCAGACCUUUUGGCGGAUGCUUUGGCAACCAUGGGACAAGUGGAGCGAGGAUGCGAAGUUACAUUGAUGAAAGCUGACUUGCAAGGUCCCAGCACCACCUGUCAAGAGGACUCCUGCUCCAAUCAGGGGGUUUGCUUGCAGCAGUGGGAGGGCUUCACUUGCGACUGCAGCAUGACAUCGUACGCAGGGCCGCUAUGCAACGAUGCUGGUACAACGUAUAUCUUCGGGCGCGACGGUGGCAUGGUGACUUACACCUGGCCCCCGAAUGAGCGCCCAAGCACCAGGGCGGACCGGCUCGCCCUGGGCUUCAGCACGCAACAGAAGCACGCCAUUCUCUUGCGCGUGGACAGCGCAUCCGGCCUUGGAGACUACCUUCAGCUGCAGAUAGACAAAGGCAACAUCAGAGUAGUGUUCAAUGUGGGCACGGAUGACAUCAACAUCGAGGAAAGCUCCAAGUUUGUCAAUGACGGGAAGUACCACAUUAUCCGCUUCACCCGCAGCGGGGGCAAUGCCACCCUCCAGCUGGAUGACCUGCCCGUCAUCGAGCGCUACCCCUUAGGCAACAUUGAUAACGAGCGCCUGGCCAUCGCCAGACAGCGAAUCCCCUAUCGGCUCGGUCGAGUAGUUGAUGAUUGGCUACUCGACAAAGGUCGCCAGCUGACCAUAUUCAACAGUCAGACCACAGUACGCGUAGGCGGGCGCGACCUGGGCGCCGCCAUGUUCCAAGGCCAGCUCUCGGGCCUCUACUAUAAUGGCCUACGCAUCCUCAACAUGGCCGCCGAGGGCCACCCGCAUAUCAGGGUGCACGGCAGCGCUCGGCUGGUGGGCGACAUGCCGUCCUCCUCCAUCACGCCGCAGUCCAGCGCCGCUGCCGGGGGCAACCGCUCUGACUCCGCCCCCUCCAUUAGCGACAUCACAACCACCACAGCCACCAACAGGAAACAAGGUGCCACCCAGCAGUCGGCCGACGACAUCCUGGUGGCGUCGGCAGAGUGUCCGAGUGACGAUGAAGACAUCGACCCCUGCGACCCCAGCUCAGCGCGCCCUCCCCUGCCAGAGGUGAAGGUGUUCCCCGGCCCAUCGGAGGUAGUGCGCGAGAGCAGCAGCACCACGGGCAUGGUGGUGGGCAUCGUGGCGGCGGCGGCGCUCUGCAUCCUCAUCCUGCUCUACGCCAUGUACAAGUAUCGCAACCGCGACGAGGGCUCAUACCACGUGGACGAGAGCCGCAACUACAUCAGCAACUCGGCCACGCAGCCCAACGGCAGCGCCAAGGACAAGCCGCUGGGCAUCACCAAGAUCUCCAAGAACAAGAAGAACAAGGACAAGGAGUACUAUGUCUGAAGGAGCGCAGCAGCACAUCGGAUGCAUAUACCUUUAUAUAUUUAAAAAAGGCUCUAUGUACAUAAAUAGGUAUAUUCCAAAAAGAGCAUACACACAUGCACAGGGACAUGAACAUGCUGACGUUAAUGUGUUUCUCUACAGCUAUCACAAACAUGUUCAAGCACAAACACACACACACACACACACACACACACACACACAGACUGGCCUAAAAGGGCAUAAGGGACCCUUAUUGUAUAAAUUUACCAAUGAACAGAGCCUCGAGAAAGAGGCUCCUUUUAUGAACCAUGAAGACCAUUCCAAACGAGCGCAAGUGACGAGUGAAGAGCGGCCCCACACACUUGUAGCUUCACACACUUGAGGAAACAUGCCAGCGUUCCAUUGCAUGAGUUUACUCUUUGAAUUCAAAAUGAGAGUAAUAUUAAAGUUUCACUGUAUUGGGGUGGUGCAGCCGCUCAACUCAAACACAUCCAUCGGUGAGAUCUGAGAUCUUUUUUGGCUUUUCAAUGCAGUGGUUUUACAUUACUAUGUUGAUGAUGAAGACAAAUACAUUCAAAGAGCAAAUGCAUCAAGUCGAUCGCUGACGAUGAAAGCACUGCUGAUAUUUACAUAAAGCGCACACAUCAAAAACCAGAGUGCGUGUGUGUGUGUAGCUGGAGAGCAGAGCACCAAAAAAAAAUGUUGAAGCAACACGAUGAGCAGCCCUAAAGUGUCUUCUUCUCACUGAGCUUUUAUUGGCCUUCCUGUUUGCAGACGGGACUCUUGAGGACAAUGGGAAGAACGAUUGAAAACAACAAAGAAAAUAAACAAGCACAGCGCAGGAAGGGGACAGGAAAUCAGGGUGCAGCCACAUAGCCACUGGGGGACCAUGGAGUGGGCAGGGCCUCGAUGAUGAUGGGUCUUUUCCUUCCUCCCUUGUCAUGACUGCAGGAUGUUUUCCUGUAAGGGAUACCUGAGACUUGAGAUGCUACCUAUAGACACCCAUGGUCUCCCGUGAAACACACAACAAGCAUAUGGUAAGCAAGACAUGCCAGGACAUGCUUGAUGUCUUCACAAGAAGAAGACAUUGAUGAUGGCAGAGACUGUAUUGACGGACAGGGGGGCAGGGCUUGGGGUUGUUUCUCAUUGCACGUGAAUUAUCUUAUUCUGCGUGAUUUAUACCCACGACCAGAAAUCUCCAGAGGUGACGCCCUCGUAGGUUAAUCGGAUUAUUUUAAAUUGGCACCUGUCGGAAGUGAGUGUGUGUCGCAUGCCUGUGGCGUAGGGGCGGAGUUAACGGUUUAAGAGCGGUGCUAAUUCCGAGGAGGACUUUUUACGACAACUUGUGUUGACUCACUUGGGACAGGCGUGUGUUUUGUUUUUUUUGUUUUUUACACAUAUAUGAUGUAAGGGUGCCAUAAGAUCAGCCAGCCCCGCUCCAGUUCUUCCACGCAACGUACGUCAGAUGCAUGCUGGCAGGACAAAAAAAAAUGGUGUGAGAUGAUAGCGUCCAAAUGAUCCUCUCCAUCCUGACCUCUCCUUUAUGAUGUUUCUCUGGCAUCUUUUUCCUUUUCUCUCCCUCCUCCUCUCUAUUUCUCUUUCUCACUCUGUUUGUGUUGCCAUCCGACCGUGGAGGCGCUUCUCCGCCCCGAGCGGGCCUCCAUGUAUACUAGGUGUUCAUUGACCAUGUUAUUAUUUUCUAUAUGUACAAUUUUUCUACAGUAUUUACUUUUAUUUUUAUUGUUACGGUUCUUUGAUGAACAUAAAGUGGAAAUUUAUUAUGAAAAAUAGUUUUGAAGAUUAAUGAGUAAAUAAAAUAUUACCCAAGUCAUCCUAGGGUGUGUGUGUGUGAGGUGGAGAAGUGCUUUUUCUUUUACAUCUUCUGCUUCUGACUUUGUGUCUUUGGCUGUCAUCUCCACUUGUGGCGUCCUUGAACAAACGCAGCUGGGACGCAGAUAAAAACCCAAGACUACUGUGGUAAAUAACAAACAACACCAUUGCUCACCAGUAGGGGGCAGAAAGUUCCAUUAAAGAAAUUAAAUACCAAAAA